AUGAAACUGUUAUUGGCAAUACUAUUACUUAGUGUUUUUACAUUAGCUGAAGAUGAAUUCAGUAUUGAAGAAGACUUUGACUUAGAAAAUGAUGACCUUGAUGAAUUAGAUUUUGGAGAUGAUGAUGAAUAUGAAUUAGAAGACGAAUUAGAAGAGGAUGAUGAUGAGUUGGAAGAUGAAGACCUUGAUGAAGGAGAUGAAAAUGAAGAAGAAGGUGAUAGUGAAUUUGAUUUGGAGGACGAUGAUGACGAAGAACGAAGAAGACGUAGAAGAAGAAGAAGGUCAUGGAGAAAAUGGUUUAGAAGACAUCACAGGAGACCACGUAGACAUUACCGUAGAAGAAGUCAUAGAAAACAUUUUAAGAAAAAUAACAGAAAGCAUAGAACAAGAAAUAACAGAAGACACAAAAGAAGAAACACUAGAAGAAAGGUAAAUAGAAGAAGAGUAGGUAAAAAAUCAAAUAUUAAAAGAAGAGCUAAUAGAAGAAUUAAAAAGAGAGUAAAUAAUAGAAGAAGACCAAAUAGAAGAUAUAGCACAAAGAAAGCACAAAGAAAAGCAAGAUCUUUAUUAAGAAGAGUCAAAAGAAUUCUUAAAAAAAAAAUUAGCCCAAAACAAAAAAGACAAGCUAGAAAAGCACUUAAACAAUUAAAAAAAGUAAUCAAAGGAAAAGUUUCACCAAAGAGAGCUUUUAGACAAAUUAAAAAAAUUAAGAGAUCUGAAAAGAAAGUUGAAAGAAAGAUAAGAAAGAAUACUUAUAAAGCAUCAACUUCAUCUACAACUUCAAAGAAGUGUAGUUGUUAUAAAGUAAAAGCACUCAAAUUAAAAUUAAAAAAAUUGAGUAAAAAGAUGUGUGACUUAAAGGCAAAAAUCUCAGUUGCUAAGAACGAAAUUAAACACCAAAAAUCUAAAAGACACCAUUACGUUAAAAAAGCAGAAAAACAAAUCGCCAAAUUACAAAAGAAAGUUGGUUCAGUUGCCAAAAAAAUAGCAACCGCUAAAGUUACUAAACAAAUGAAUAAAAAGAAAGCAAAAACCGUUGCUAAAAAAUCUGAAAAGAAAGUAGUAAAAAUUUUAAAGAAGAAGUAA
Molecule: messenger RNA, 1086 nt
Organism: Entamoeba dispar SAW760
Lineage: Eukaryota; Evosea; Mastigamoebida; Endamoebidae
Product: splicing factor, arginine/serine-rich, putative
Exons: 1
Coding region: 1-1086 (361 amino acids)
Source: RefSeq, a predicted model, not a curated record